Molecule: messenger RNA, 1806 nt
Organism: Phascolarctos cinereus (koala)
Lineage: Eukaryota; Metazoa; Chordata; Mammalia; Diprotodontia; Phascolarctidae
Gene: EEF1A1
Product: eukaryotic translation elongation factor 1 alpha 1
Biological process (GO): translational elongation
Molecular function (GO): GTPase activity; translation elongation factor activity; GTP binding
Source: RefSeq, a predicted model, not a curated record
GCCCCACCUCCUUUCCCGGAGGGAGGAGGGGGAGGACAGUAUAUAAGUAGCGCUGCCGCCCUAGACGUUCUUUUUCGCAACGGGUUUGCCGCCAGAACACAGGUGUUGUGAAAACCAUCGCUAAACCUCCACAAAAAUGGGCAAGGAAAAGACUCACAUUAACAUUGUCGUCAUUGGACACGUAGACUCUGGCAAGUCCACCACUACUGGCCACCUCAUCUACAAAUGUGGUGGAAUUGAUAAGAGAACCAUUGAGAAGUUUGAGAAGGAGGCUGCUGAGAUGGGAAAGGGCUCCUUCAAAUAUGCCUGGGUCUUGGAUAAGCUGAAGGCUGAACGUGAGCGUGGUAUCACUAUUGAUAUCUCCCUGUGGAAAUUUGAGACCAGCAAGUACUAUGUGACCAUUAUUGAUGCUCCAGGACACAGAGACUUUAUCAAGAACAUGAUUACAGGCACAUCUCAGGCUGACUGUGCUGUCUUGAUUGUUGCUGCUGGUGUUGGUGAAUUUGAAGCUGGUAUCUCAAAGAAUGGGCAGACCCGUGAGCAUGCCCUUCUGGCAUACACGCUAGGUGUAAAACAACUGAUUGUUGGUGUAAACAAAAUGGAUUCCACCGAGCCCCCCUACAGCCAGAAGAGAUAUGAGGAAAUUGUCAAGGAAGUCAGUACCUAUAUUAAGAAAAUUGGCUACAACCCUGACACAGUAGCUUUUGUGCCAAUUUCAGGUUGGAAUGGUGACAACAUGCUGGAGCCUAGCUCUAAUAUGCCUUGGUUCAAGGGAUGGAAAGUCACUCGAAAGGAUGGCAAUGCUAAUGGAACUACACUGCUUGAAGCUUUGGAUUGCAUCCUGCCACCGACUCGUCCAACUGACAAGCCCCUUCGUCUACCCCUCCAAGAUGUCUACAAGAUUGGCGGUAUUGGUACUGUACCUGUUGGCCGAGUGGAAACUGGUGUUCUAAAACCAGGCAUGGUGGUCACCUUUGCCCCAGUCAAUGUUACAACUGAAGUAAAGUCUGUUGAAAUGCACCACGAAGCUUUGAGUGAGGCUCUACCAGGGGAUAACGUCGGUUUCAAUGUCAAGAACGUGUCUGUCAAAGAUGUCCGCCGUGGUAACGUGGCUGGUGAUAGCAAGAAUGAUCCACCUAUGGAAGCAGCUGGCUUCACUGCACAGGUCAUUAUCCUGAAUCAUCCUGGCCAAAUCAGUGCUGGCUAUGCACCUGUUCUGGAUUGUCACACUGCUCACAUUGCUUGCAAGUUUGCUGAACUGAAGGAGAAGAUUGAUCGUCGUUCUGGUAAGAAGCUGGAAGAUGGCCCUAAAUUCCUGAAAUCUGGUGAUGCUGCCAUUGUUGACAUGGUUCCAGGCAAGCCAAUGUGUGUGGAGAGCUUCUCUGAUUAUCCUCCUCUGGGUCGUUUUGCUGUUCGUGAUAUGAGGCAGACUGUUGCAGUUGGCGUCAUCAAGGCAGUUGACAAGAAGGCUGCUGGAGCUGGCAAGGUUACAAAAUCUGCCCAGAAGGCCCAGAAGGCUAAAUGAAUAUUCUGUACAAUACCUGCCACCCCAGUCUUAAUCAGUGGUGGAAGAACGGUCUCAGAACUGUUUGUCUCAAUUGGCCAUUUAAGUUUAAUAGUAAAAGACUGGUUAAUGAUUACAAUGCAUCGUAAAAGCUUCAGGAGGAAAGGAAUGUUUUUGUGGACCAUUUGUUUCGUGGCAGUUUUAAGUUAUUAGUUUUUAAAAUCAGUAAUUUUUAAAUGGAAACAACUUGACCAAAAAUCUGUCACAGAAUUUUGAGACCAUUAAAACAGUUUAAUGCGAAA